AUGAACAACUUUGCUCAGUUCGGCUCUCACAUCUCAGACCAGCACCAGGGAAAACAAACCGGUGCCAGCGGUGGUCAGACUGGAUCAGCUGGCCAGACCGACUAUCUUGACAAAGGCCUCAACGAUGCUGAGCAGAAGUAUGGCGGCAAGUACUACGAUGCCGAGAAAGUCAAGCCCAUGAACAAGAAGAUCGGCGACACAGUCAAGGGCAAGUUCCAUGACAUGACUGGUCACAACAUGCCUGGAUCUCAUUAA
Molecule: messenger RNA, 255 nt
Organism: Aspergillus mulundensis
Lineage: Eukaryota; Fungi; Ascomycota; Eurotiomycetes; Eurotiales; Aspergillaceae
Exons: 3
Coding region: 1-255 (84 amino acids)
Source: RefSeq, a predicted model, not a curated record